Choloepus didactylus (southern two-toed sloth) is the source of this 2648-nucleotide messenger RNA. It is a transcript of the gene TARS1, whose product is annotated as threonyl-tRNA synthetase 1. Gene Ontology annotation, molecular function: ATP binding; threonine-tRNA ligase activity. Lineage: Eukaryota; Metazoa; Chordata; Mammalia; Pilosa; Megalonychidae. Gene Ontology annotation, biological process: threonyl-tRNA aminoacylation. The record is from RefSeq and is a predicted model, not a curated record. The coding region runs from base 118 to 2289 and encodes 723 amino acids. The transcript is spliced from 19 exons. Gene Ontology annotation, cellular component: cytoplasm.
GGGCCACGUGGCGCAAGCGCAGUGUUCCCGGGCGUCUUGGUCCACCUGCGACCGGCUUCCACACUCUUCUUCCCUGGAAGGUCGCUUCUGGUUCUGUCUUCCCAUCGUGGUUCACCGAUGUCUGAAGAGAAGGCCAGCAACCCUUCGGAGAAGAUGGGAAGCGAGGAGAAGCCGGCAAGUAUCAGUGAGGAGAAACGAAAAGAAGGCGGCAAGAAGAAGAACAAAGAAGGAUCUGGGGAUGGAGGUCGAGCAGAGUUGAAUCCUUGGCCUGAAUAUAUUAACACACGUCUUGAGAUGUAUAAUAAACUAAAAGCAGAGCACGAUUCCAUUCUGGCAGAAAAAGCAGAAAAAGAUAGCAAGCCAAUUAAAGUCACUCUGCCUGAUGGUAAACAGGUUGAUGCAGAAUCCUGGAAAACUACACCAUAUAAUAUAGCUUGUGGAAUUAGUCAAGGCCUGGCUGACAACACUGUUAUUGCUAAAGUGAAUAAAGUUGUUUGGGACCUAGACCGCCCUCUGGAGGAAGAUUGUACCUUGGAACUUCUCAAAUUUGAGGACGAGGAAGCUCAGGCAGUAUACUGGCACUCAAGUGCUCACAUAAUGGGCGAAGCCAUGGAAAGAGUCUACGGUGGAUGUUUGUGUUAUGGUCCACCGAUAGAAAAUGGAUUCUAUUACGACAUGUACCUUGAAGAAGGGGGUGUGUCCAGCAAUGAUUUCUCUUCUUUGGAGACUUUAUGUAAGAAAAUCAUUAAAGAAAAACAAGCUUUUGAGAGAUUAGAAGUUAAGAAAGAAACUUUACUGGAAAUGUUUAAGUACAACAAGUUCAAAUGCCGGAUAUUGAAUGAAAAAGUGAAUACUCCAACUACCACAGUCUACAGGUGUGGCCCCUUGAUAGAUCUCUGCCGGGGUCCGCAUGUCAAACACACUGGCAAAAUUAAAACUUUGAAAAUACACAAAAAUUCCUCCACAUACUGGGAAGGCAAAGCAGAUAUGGAGACUCUUCAGAGAAUUUAUGGCAUUUCAUUCCCAGAUCCUAAAAUGUUGAAAGAGUGGGAGAAGUUCCAAGAAGAAGCUAAAAACCGAGAUCAUAGGAAAAUUGGGAGGGACCAGGAACUAUAUUUCUUCCAUGAACUCAGCCCUGGAAGUUGCUUUUUCCUGCCAAAGGGAGCCUACAUUUAUAAUACACUUAUCGAGUUUAUCAGGAGUGAAUAUAGGAAACGAGGAUUCCAAGAGGUAGUCACCCCAAACAUCUACAAUAGCCGGCUCUGGAUGACCUCGGGUCACUGGCAGCACUACAGUGAGAACAUGUUCUCCUUUGAGGUGGAGAAGGAGUUAUUUGCUCUGAAACCCAUGAACUGCCCAGGACACUGCCUCAUGUUUGAUCACCGGCCAAGAUCCUGGCGAGAGUUGCCUCUGCGGGUGGCCGAUUUUGGGGUACUUCAUAGGAACGAGCUGUCGGGAACACUCACCGGACUCACCCGCGUACGAAGAUUCCAGCAGGAUGAUGCUCACAUAUUCUGUGCCAUGGAGCAGAUCGAGGAUGAAAUAAAAGGUUGUUUGGAUUUUCUUCGUACAGUAUAUAGUGUUUUUGGAUUUUCUUUUAAAUUGAACCUUUCUACUCGCCCAGAAAAAUUCCUUGGAGAUAUUGAAGUAUGGAAUCAAGCUGAGAAACAACUCGAAAACAGCCUGAAUGAAUUUGGUGAAAAGUGGGAGUUAAAUCCUGGAGAUGGAGCUUUCUAUGGUCCAAAGAUCGACAUACAGAUUAAAGAUGCGAUUGGUCGGUACCACCAGUGUGCAACAAUCCAGCUGGAUUUUCAGUUACCCAUCAGAUUUAAUCUUACUUUUGUAAGCCAUGAUGGUGAUGAUAAGAAAAGGCCAGUUAUUGUUCAUCGAGCCAUUUUGGGAUCGGUGGAGAGAAUGAUUGCCAUCCUCACUGAAAACUAUGGAGGCAAAUGGCCCUUCUGGCUGUCUCCUCGCCAGAUAAUGGUAGUUCCAGUGGGACCAACAUGUGAUGAAUAUGCCCAAAAGGUACGGCAGCAAUUCCAUGAUGCUAAAUUCAUGGCAGAUAUUGAUCUGGAUCCAGGCUGCACAUUGAAUAAGAAGAUCAGGAAUGCGCAGUUGGCACAGUAUAACUUCAUCCUAGUUAUUGGUGAAAAAGAGAAAACCAGUGGCACUGUUAAUAUCCGUACAAGAGACAAUAAGGUACAUGGAGAGCGUACUAUUUCUGAAACCAUCGAACGGCUGCAGCAGCUCAAGCAGUCCCGCAGCAAACAAGCAGAGGAAGAAUUUUAACAAAGACUCAUUGGCACCGUGGAAAAUGAUGAGCAGUGUUUCCAUAACAUUGAAUUCGGGAGAACGUCAAUUUUACUGAAGUUGGAACAGAUAGAGUCGGCAUAGAUGGCUGCAGGAUAAACCUUUAUUGACUAAAUGGAUUUUGGACAUUGUGUAUUUUAAGGAGUUAAUUAAAAGAGACCCUUUAAAAUUGUUUUAUUCCUUAAAUAUCUGAGCACUGGAAAUAAAACAUGAAGAAUGCUUUAGUGUAUUGUGGGAGAACUUUUUUGUAAACUUAAUGCAGCUACAAAAUAAAAUUUUUCCAAUUUGAUUAAGACAGAAGAUUAGAAUUGGAUUAUGUUGAAAAAAUAAAAACUUUC